Chlorella variabilis is the source of this 1683-nucleotide messenger RNA. RefSeq lists its product as hypothetical. The coding region runs from base 1 to 1683 and encodes 560 amino acids. The record is from RefSeq and is a predicted model, not a curated record. Lineage: Eukaryota; Viridiplantae; Chlorophyta; Trebouxiophyceae; Chlorellales; Chlorellaceae. The transcript is spliced from 9 exons. Gene Ontology annotation, molecular function: GTPase activity.
AUGAUCCCCGCAGUUGUCGACUUCCCGCAGCAGCAGCAGCAGCAGCAGCAGCGGCAGCCGCCCCAGCAGGAGCAGCCCCAGCAGGGGCAGGAGCGGGAGCAGGCUGCCGCCGCCGGGCGGCGCCAGGACCCGCUGCAGGAGCAGGACCAGCUGCAGCAGGCGCAGGAGCUGGAGCGGCGGCGGCGGCGCACCGGGUUCACCGACAAGGCGCUGCUGACUCCCGAGGAGCUGCGCCAGAAGCUCAAGGUGGUGCAGCAGCAGCGGGCGCUGGUGGUGCUCCUGGUGGACCUGCUGGACGCGAGCGGCAGCAUCCUGGGGAAAGUUCGGGAGCUCGUCGGCAACAACCCCAUCAUGCUGGUGGGCACCAAGGCCGACCUGCUGCCCGCGGGCGCAGACGGCGCCCAGGUGGCGGCCUGGCUGCAGGCGGCCGCCGCCUUCAAGCGGAUCGCCGCCGUGUCUGUGCACCUGGUCAGCAGCCGCACCGGGGCGGGCGUGCCGGAGGCGGUGGGCGCGAUCCGCAGGGAGCGGCGCGGCAGGGAUGUGUUUGUGAUGGGGGCUGCCAACGUGGGGAAGAGCGCCUUCAUCCGAGCCCUCAUGAAGGACAUGUGCCGCAUGGGCAGCCGCCAGUUCGACCCGCAGGCGCUGAGCAGGGGGCGGUACCUUCCCGUGGAAAGCGCGAUGCCGGGGACCACGCUGGAGCUGAUUCCCAUGGAGAACAAGCAGCUGCACCCGCGCCGCCGCCUGCGCCCCUACGUGCCCCCCUCCCCCGGCGAGCUGCUGCAAGUCACUGCCGCCGCCUGCUCCAUGCCCGCACGCCCGCGAGACGCCGGCGGAGCUGCCGCUGGCGCGGGCGCGGGUGCGGCGGCGGCGGCGGCGGCGGGGCCCAGCUGCCACGUGGCCACCUACUGGUGGGGCGGCCUGGCCAAGCUGCAGCUGCUCAGCUGCCCGCCCGACACAGAGCUGGUGUUCUACGGGCCCCAGGCCCUGCUGGUGGAGGCUUCUGUGGAAGCGGCAGACCCCGCCGGCGACGCCGCCGCCGCCAGCGAGGGCGACGCCUCCGCCAGCGAGGGCGAGGGCCCGGGCGGUGAUGUGGGCGCGGGGCGGCGGCGUGGCGGCGGCGCCGCUAGCGGCGGCUCCGGGAUGGGAGGCGGGUGGCCGGGCCUUGGAGGGGAGGAGGUGGCGGAGGAGCCUCACGGCUUUGGGGCGGGGUCGGUGAUGCGGCGGGGCGGGCUGCGGCCCUGCAAGACCCUGCACAUCAAGUGUGGAGCGGGUGGGAGCGGGGCCAGGCAGGCGGUGGCCGACAUCGCUGUCUCGGGCGUCCCUGGCUGGGUGGCGGUGCACGCCAGCGCCGGCAGGGGCCACACGGUGCAAGUGCGCGUGUGGACCCCCCCGGGCGUGGAGGUCUUCAGCCGCCCGCCGCUGCCGGUGCCCUCGCCCCUGGUCGAGCCAGGCGCCCCCGAUGCCUGGCUGCCUCCGCGGGCUGCCGCCACGCCGGGAGGCACCCUGGAGCAGCAGCAGCAGGAGGAGCCGGCGGGGGCGGCGCCUGCUACGGCAGCAGCGGCAGCGGCGGCGCCCUCGGCAGCGGCGGCGCAAGUGACCGAAGUGCAAGGAGCGGGGGAGGCGGAGGAGGGGCGGGGGCAGCGGGUGCGGCAGCGACCCAGCUCUGUUGACGACUGGUGGUGA